Molecule: messenger RNA, 534 nt
Organism: Trichophyton verrucosum HKI 0517
Lineage: Eukaryota; Fungi; Ascomycota; Eurotiomycetes; Onygenales; Arthrodermataceae
Exons: 1
Coding region: 1-534 (177 amino acids)
Biological process (GO): mannosyl-inositol phosphorylceramide biosynthetic process
Molecular function (GO): mannosyltransferase activity
Source: RefSeq, a predicted model, not a curated record
AUGGAUAUGGAUAUAGGAUGUCGACGUGAUAUUCGCCCACUACUUGAUUUCCCGGCAUGGGUACCGCGAACAUGGCCUUAUGGUGUCAGCAACGACCUGAUGGCGAGCUCUCCUGGCCAUCCCUUGAUGAUAAAAGCUGCAUUAAGCCUUUAUGAUCACAACUGGUGGUACGUUAGUAAGUAUGUAACAGUGUUCUUUACCACAGGGCCGAUGUUCUUCAGCGGAAUUAUCUUGUCGUGGUUCGAAAUAUUGAAGACGGGUGCAAAAGAUGAUAUAGCCAGUUUCAAGGGGCCACACGGCCUUGCCAUAUUGCCGUCGCAGCUGUACGACACAACGGAAUAUACUUUCUUUUCGCAUUUCCCUGGAUCCACAUGGCAUGGAAACGACGUUGCAGUCCUUUCAUGGCUGUAUCAUUAUCUCUGGAUAUUCUUCUUGGUGGCUUUUGCCCUGAUGAUUGUCUCGGUUGUCCUUGGGCCAACGAGGCGCGCAAAGAGGCGAAUGCCUCGUUUUAUGAUGAAGCAAGAGCUGGUGUGA